AUGGCCUCUCAAAAAAAGCAAGGAGAGCGAGUUCUUCCAGUACGCUCGACAAGAAAGCGUCGCCAAUUACCUGAUAUGCUUUACUAUGAUGAGAACACCGAUUCCUAUGUGAUGCCUGAUCACAGCCAGGUGUCUAUUAGCUCUAAAACACCCAGCCAAUCUUCCUCAAUGAACUCUGAUCAAGUUGCGAAUCUACAAGGAGAGCAUGCUCGCGAACUAAGGAUUCAAGAGUUAAUGGAGUCUAAGCUUCAUCAUAUCCGAAAAGAGCAGCGUAGACAAAGAUAUCAGAGAUUACAAUGGAUGCAAGAUUAUCAAGAGUGGGAUAAAUCAGAAGACCAAGACCAAUGGAAUUCAGAUAAUGAAACUUUUGGUCCAGCUGAGCAAGCUUCAGCAAUUUUAGAUGCCCUUCGAUUUUCUGAGCAAUUUAUGCAAGUAGAACAAACGUGA
Schizosaccharomyces octosporus yFS286 is the source of this 447-nucleotide messenger RNA. RefSeq lists its product as uncharacterized. The transcript has 3 exons. NCBI's taxonomy places the organism in Eukaryota, Fungi, Ascomycota, Schizosaccharomycetes, Schizosaccharomycetales, Schizosaccharomycetaceae. The coding region runs from base 1 to 447 and encodes 148 amino acids. The record is from RefSeq and is a predicted model, not a curated record.